Messenger RNA from Xiphophorus maculatus (southern platyfish), 4012 nucleotides. It is a transcript of the gene rab5b, whose product is annotated as ras-related protein Rab-5B-like. NCBI's taxonomy places the organism in Eukaryota, Metazoa, Chordata, Actinopteri, Cyprinodontiformes, Poeciliidae. The record is from RefSeq and is a predicted model, not a curated record. Gene Ontology annotation, molecular function: GTPase activity; GTP binding. The coding region runs from base 1530 to 2366 and encodes 278 amino acids. The transcript has 5 exons.
UCAAGGAUUUUUCAAACAUGCAUGAGAAAAUCAAGGCAACACCCAGGUGUCAAUUUUACAUAAUGCUGCCCCUUUAACACUUUCAUAAAAGCAGAUGUUUUGUUGGUUUGCUGCUCAGGGGGAUUCAACGUGAGGUGUUGACCUCGCGGUGAAGUAGGAAGAGCUCAGGACUGAUCUUACACAAGUAAAUGUUGCUCCUUGUGAUAAUGGCUAUAACAGGCGUGUCAAACUCCAGUCUUCAAGGGCCGCUGCCUUGCAUUUUCAGAUGUGCCACUGGUCCAACACAUGGAAAUCAAAUGGCUGAAUUACCUCCUCAGUAUGUAGACAAUUUCUCCAGAGUCCUGCCAAUGACCUAAUUCUUUGAUUCAGGGGUAUUGCAGCAGAACCAUGUGUAAAAGUUGCAGGACACUGACUGUCAAGGAUUGGAGUUUUACACCUGUAGGCUAUAGGGACCAUUUUCAAAUAGUAGAGUCCAUGUUGCUGCAGAAAUACGGAUGAUUCAAAAGUCAGAUAUGUUCAGGAUAACUACCAGUCCAUUGAGUUCAGUCAGAGUGUGUGCUAAUCAGAGAAGCUCAUGACAGGAAAACUAAAGGCUGCCUUGUUGUGGAACGCUACCUAGAGAAUUGAUUUGUCUCUCCAAAGAGUCCAACAGCUCUACAUAGGUUUGAGAAUAUAUAUUAGCCGAGCCACUGCCUUUCUAUGCAAUUCUGCCAAAUUCUCCCCUCCCUUCAGUGCUCUGAACGAAGCAAAGCGUAGAACAAGGGGCUGAUUUUUACCAGUCUAUGAUUGAAUCUAACCAAACCAUGGGAUUUUGGAACAGUGUCUUUUGCAUAGGAAAGACCAAAGAGUCAGUGAGGGAGGAACUGUAGCGUCGUAACCAAAUGUGAAGGAAGGUGAUGGCUUGCUGCCAUGGGGACCUGGCCAUCUUGUAGUCAUUGACGUGACCAUGAACUGCUUCGCCAACAAAAUUUCCUGUGUCAAAUAUGAAUCCAUUUGUGACGGCUCCACCUUGACCCAAACAGGGCAAUGAUGAGAACAAAUAGUGCAAACACAACAACAACCUGUCAAUAACAAGGAAAAGAAACCCUGUGGCUGGACGUCUAAAGAAAUAUUCCUGUUGAAGGGGGAUCUAGAAGCUGUUGCAUCAGGGACUCAAUCUUUCCUUGUGUGCCAUAAGUUGAGGUGGGAGGUUUGUCUUUAGCUAAAAAAUAUUUGUAUUGAUAUAACAUAGUGAUUACAUACGUCUUUUAUCUUUAUAAUGUUUCUAGUCACAUUAGACAAAGGUUGUGUUUUCUCCCUGGGUUUUAUAGUCACUUCCCCUCAAAACUGACAUUGUGUUUUGUUAACAUUUCUUCAGAUUUCUUUGAAAAGCGUUCCAACAUGAGCUGUUGUGUUACUUCGACUCAGUUAAAUAUCUACAGGUUUCUUUCUGCACAGAGUCAGUUUGGAGGUAGACUGUACAAACUAAAACUUCACAUUGAUCUUCUAAUUUAGACCAGUGGGGAGUAAAACCAUAGAUAUUACUAAGUAUGGAACCUGUUGUUGGAAUUAACUUCACAAAAGUUAAAGUUUUUCCUUUUGCGCAAAGAAAAACACCAGAAGAGCACAAAGAUCAAGCCAGCCCCAGUAACGAGUGUCUACUUGGGAGGCCACUCGGGUCACUGUUAGAGCAGCGUUCCAGGGAGGAGGCCCAGCCGUCUCCUGCACAGGUCGGUAUGAGCUCCAGGGGGAGCGGCAGCCGAUCCAACGGCUCGCUACCACAGACCAAGAUCUGCCAGUUCAAGCUGGUGCUGCUGGGGGACAUGGCUGUGGGCAAGUCCAGCCUGGUACUACGCUUCGUCAAGGGACAGUUCGACGAGUUCCAGGAGACGACUAUAGGAGCUGCGUUCUUGGCUCAGUCGGUGUGUUUAGACGACACCACAGUGAAGUUUGAGAUCUGGGACACAGCAGGACAGGAGCGAUACCACAGCCUGGCCCCCAUGUACUACCGCGGAGCUCAGGCUGCCAUCGUCGUCUUUGAUAUCACUAAACCGGAGACCUUUGAGAGAGCUAAGGCCUGGGUGAAGGAGCUGCAGAGGCAGGCCAGUCCAAACAUUGUUAUCGCUCUGGCUGGAAACAAGGCCGACCUUGCUGAGAAAAGACUGGUAGAAUAUGAGGAAGCCCAGACAUAUGCUGAGGACACCGGUCUGCUGUUCAUGGAGACGUCUGCCAAGACAGCCAUGAACGUCAACGAGCUUUUCUUGGCUAUUGCAAAAAAGAUGCCAAAAACAGACACGCAGAACCCAACACACGCAGCACGACAUCGGGGAGUGAACCUCCAGGAUCCAGAUGCCCACUCCACCCGAGCCUGCUGCGGUGGGAACUAAAGCUCCUGAACCACCCCGCUGCGUAUCAACUCCCCCAUCCAUUCUCCCCUCCACCACAGUCCUGACUCCGCCACGUCGUGUUGCAGCAACAUCCAGGGGUGAGCCUGAUGUUGGGAAACCUGACGUCCGCUCCCCUCUGUGCGUUGCGUCCAUCCUCCAGCCCAAGCAGACAGAAACUCAAAGGAACGGUUAAGACAGAAGAAGAAUGGUGCCAAUUGAAUUAAGGGCGGGCACUUGAGUUUGCCCACCAGACUUGGAGAUUUUACUUUUGGAAAUAACAGGCGAAGACCAAGAUUGAGGAUUGCAAAACGAAGGAAUGUGCAAGGCAGUGGCAGUUCUGUUGUAGUAUUUAGCACUAAUUGUGAAAAUCCUGUUUCUCUCUGCCUUGCAUCAGUUUACCCACUGUCCUGUUGCAUAAACUGAACAGCACAUUCUUGUGAGUGGACAGAAACCAUUAGAAAAGGGAGCUUUCUUCUUCUUUGUGGAGCUUGCUUUGUCUCAUUUUGAACUGAUCGAAGUCUGCUGUGAAUACUGCCCCAUAACACUGUCCUGGAAUGAUCUGUAACCCUUCUGUCAUGCUUGAAAAGAUCCAUAUCACAAUUUCUCAAGUGUGUCAGCCUGGUCAAAUUUCUAGUGUGAUGGUUUAGACUUCAUUGCCUUCCGGCUGUAAUAUUCCAGCCUGUCAUGUCCUGUAGUCUAGGUAGAAACUUAAAUUCACUACAUGAGGCCAACGUGUUAGCUCACACAAAGCUAAAUCUGUUUGUAUUUUAGGUAUUUAAGAUGCAAUGUUGAGAAACUCCCUGCAGUCAGUGCAUGAGCAGUGAUAAAGAAAGAGGGGAAACUUUACCACAACACUAUGGCCUUGAUGUGGAGGGGAGGUUGGGCACUAAACACAGUGAACAGCGGGGAAAUCCAAAGGGUUCAGAUUGGCAUCAAAUACCAGAAUCCUGCUGUGAGUAGAUCUCUUAAACCAACUGAAGGGCUGCAUUGAGUAAUAGAGGUGAUUUGACUGCAGAUAAUACCAUGGUGUCUGCUUCUGUGCAUGUAAAAAUUCUCGCCUCAGAUCACCGAUAUCCUGGGGUUGUUUGUUUAGUUAUGUGGAGGAAAGCAGAAAAGAUCUAAAAUGAAGCUCAAAAUAACCCACGUUUCCCUGUGGGAUCUUUUCUGCCCGUCUUCUGGUAUGUUUCCCUCGUUUGUCUCUUGUCACGGUGAUCUUAGAUGGUUUUAUGAAUUAACUUAUUUUCAGACAAUGCUCUUGAAACGAGUUAGGCGUGCUUGUUAGCUGUCAAACCUCGCAGAAGAAAACAGGACAAAAAAAAUUUGUUGGUAAAACACGAGAACAGAAGUGCCUACUCCAAGUUUUCUUUUUCCUUGGUGUGACUUUUUUUUUGUGGACAGGGCGCAGGAAAAGCACUUCCCUGACACUGGCUCGUAUUUAAAACAACAUGGCGCCUUGUUGUUAAGCUACACUGUAAUGGCUCUUUGAAUGGAUGUAAAGAGAUCUUGUCAAAGACACUGUAUGUCAUAUAUUGUCCUUAUUUUAAUGAAAGUGUAUGUUGACUUUAGCAGAUCACACUUGUAAACCUGGAAUGGAUUGUUCAAAGGACUCUAAUCAGUGUUAUAAAUCUAUUUGAUUUAAAUCAACA